This is a messenger RNA of Acytostelium subglobosum LB1, 987 nucleotides long. RefSeq lists its product as hypothetical. Lineage: Eukaryota; Evosea; Eumycetozoa; Acytosteliales; Acytosteliaceae. The transcript has a single exon. Bases 1 to 987 code for a protein of 328 amino acids. The record is from RefSeq and is a predicted model, not a curated record.
AUGUCUAAAAGGAAGAGUAGCCAGGAUGAUAGUAAUAGUAACAAAGUAGUGGACCCAUUCGAUGUAGAUGAUUAUGAUCCUUUUGCAGGUUGUGAUGGUGCUGGCACUGGAGGAGGAGGAGAUAAUGAUGAUGAUGGAGGUGCAGGAGGUGACCCAAGACAGUUCAACAAGUUCAUCAGAAAGGUACAAUUGGAGAAGAAGAAACUGAAGCAAGAGUUGGACAAGAUGGCUCAGAAACAAGCUGGUACUGCAGACAUCAGGUCAUUCAUGUCCAGAAAGUCAUCCAGCAAGCCUCUCAAUACACCCUCGACAGGUGUAACAAUACAGUUGCCUCAGUCAUCACUUGGUAUACAUAACAACAACAACAAUAGUAGUAAUAAUACAGCUCAAACAAUGAGUGAUGCAUUGACAACAACAACGACAACAUCAACAACAACAAAGAGCUCACUGUUUGAGGAAGAGGUUGAAGAUGAGUUCGACUCUGAUAAGCACUUUCAGAACAUGAGGAAGGAGAGACAGGACAAGCAGUCACAAAUGGAAAAGUCAAAGAUAGACAGUAUCGUCACCAAGAAGCCAAAGGCAAAGAGUAGUAAUAAGACAUCAAAUGCUGCAACAACAUCAAAUACAACAACAACAACAAAUGGCAAAGCAAAGAGUAACAUCGAUGAUACCCAAGAUACAAUCACCAUGUUGAUGAUGCCAAUCACAAGCACUCAAUCAUCAACAUCUUCAACAACAACAACAACAACAAACAAGAACAACAUCAAGAUCAAUCCUCCACAACAUCAAAAUAACGGCAACAAUAAUGACAUCAAGAUGGAUUAUGACAAGAUGAUCGAAGAGAAGAUGGCAACAAUCAAAGGACACAAGGAUGCGAUUGACAUGAUCGAGAACCAACUGCACAAUGCAACACAGAAUCUCAAGAAGGAGCUCAAAGAGCUGGACCAUCUCUAUCAUCUUAAGGAACAACAGAAGAUGCAACUGUAG